Messenger RNA from Culex quinquefasciatus (southern house mosquito), 1177 nucleotides. Its product is annotated as SET and MYND domain-containing protein 4. Bases 44 to 1177 code for a protein of 377 amino acids. Gene Ontology annotation, molecular function: protein binding. Lineage: Eukaryota; Metazoa; Arthropoda; Insecta; Diptera; Culicidae. The record is from RefSeq and is a predicted model, not a curated record. The transcript has 2 exons.
CAGGACGGAUUGCGGCAACUGUUGUCCACAUCAGCUAGAAAUCAUGGGCCGCGACCAGGAGGACUCCAUGAUAAGCGAUCUUUUGGCGAAGAAUCCGUGCCGAAGCGGAGAAUUGGAUCUCAACUGGCCCGUUGAAAGAAUCAUUAAGUACGUUGCCGGCAGCUCGCAACUGGCCGGACUGGAGGAACUCUGCAAGUCCGACUUGGAGGCGAGUAAACUACGCGAAUUCGGCAACCAUUUCUAUCGGCUACGGAAUCUGGUGGAAGCCACGUUCUGCUACAACCAGGCCAUUUGCCGCGCACCACCCGAUUCGGAACAGCUGGGCAUGGGAUAUGCCAAUCGAUCGGCGAUUUGUUUCGAGCUGGGCGAGUACGAGAUGGCCCUAUUCAACAUCCAGUUGGCUAGGAAGCACAACUAUCCGGACAAGUUGAUGGCGAAGCUGCUGGAACGCGAACGCAACUGUAGACAGCGCAUUGCAGAUGGUCACUCCAAGGGCACGGUUCCGAAUACGCGGAUGGGAUUUAACGUGGACAUUAAUCCGCGCAUCCCCUUCUUGGCCAAAGGGAUUGCGAUGGGCUAUGAUCCGAAGUUUGGUAGGGGACUGGUCGCCGAGAAGGACUUCAACGCAGGGGACUUGAUUUUGGACGAGACGAGUGAACUUUUUGUCCACGAAUUCAGUUUGUGCUUCCAGCGCUGCAACCAAUGCAGUGCUAGUUUAUACCAAAUUUUGAUUCCAUGCCGGACGUGCGUCCUGCUCAUGUACUGCAGCGAGAAGUGUCGCGAGCUUCAUUGGAAGUUGUUCCAUCGAUUUGAGUGUGGAGUGGUGACCAAGCUGUGCUGUGUUUCUGGCACUGGGGAUAUAAUCACGCCAAGAUUCUUUUUCUAUGGAUUGACACAGUUUGGGGACGACCUUCAGGCAAUGAUGGAGUACUGCGAGAAAGAAGUCAGCACUCAGUCCAAUCCUUUGGAGUUGGAUUUCGCAAAUCUGGACCGAAUGGAAUGGUUCAAAGUGUUGCAUAAUACCCAUCCUCGGGUUCUGGAUUCAUCACCUGGUGGCAAAAGGGCGGUCGCAUCCUAUUUCGUGGUCUUCCUGAUGAACCCCGUGGUCAAGUCGAUCAUACGCACCGAAGCUCACCGACAGUUCUUCCUUCGGUCUCUGUUGAGUACAGUAGUAUGA